UUACGCUCCGCCGGCACUGGGAGUUACUGGGAGUUACUGGGAGCUACUGGGAGCCCCCGAGGAGGCCAUGCCCGACCCCCGCCUGGACCGGGGCCGCUUUCCCUCCCUCCGCCUCACGGGGGCGCCGCGGGCCCCGCCCCCCUCGGGCCGCCGCGCGGGGCUGUGGCGCCGCCUGGCGGCCGCGGGCGGGAACUGCGGCUGCUGCGGCUGCUGCGGGCGGAGCGGCGGCGGCGGCGGAGAGUGGGAACCGAUCCCGGGAGAGACGCCGGGACGGAGAACGGCGCAGCCAGUGCGGCCAGGCCUAUUGGCUCCGGUGUGGCUCCGCCCCGGCUCCUCGACCAAUCGGACGGCGCAUCACACGCAGGAGUUCCCGGCGCGCCCCCUGGUGGUGAGGCGGGGGCAGCGCUUCCACGUGGGAAUGCGGCUGCCGAGGGAACCGCGCACCGGAGACGGGAUCUGCCUGGAGCUGACGCUGGGUCCUAACCCGCAGGUGGCGAAGGGGACGCACGUCCUGGUGCCGCUCGGGGGCUCCUCCCCCACCGGUUGGUCGGCUGAGGUGGACGAGGGCGUGGCCGAGCCAAUAGGGGGCGGGGCCAAUUCUGGCCACGCCCUGUGGGUGGGGCUUACGGCCCCGCCCACGGCUCCCAUUGGUCGGUACCGGCUGAGCGCCCGGACCAGGACCGAGGCCGGGGAAUUCGCGGCGCCCUUCGAGCCCGACAACGACCUCGUGCUGCUCUUCAACCCCUGGUGCCAAGAGGACUCGGUGUACAUGGAGCAGACGAGCGACCUGAGCGAGUACGUCCUCAACGAGAGCGGCCGCAUCUUCUACGGCACCGAGGAGCAGAUCGCCGAGCGCGCCUGGAACUACGGCCAGUUCGAGCCGGGCGUGCUGGACGCGUGCCUGUUCAUCCUGGACCGGCGGGGGAUGCCGCACGGCGCCCGCGGGGAUCCCGUCAUGGUGGCGCGCGUCGUCUCCGCCAUGGUGAAUUCCCUGGAUGACAGCGGCGUGCUGGUGGGGAACUGGACCGGGGAUUAUUCGCAGGGCACCAACCCCUCGGCCUGGGCCGGUUCCGUGGGGAUCCUGCGCAGCUUCCACGGCACCGGCAGCCCCGUCCGCUACGGCCAGUGCUGGGUCUUCGCCGGCGUGGUCACCACUGUGCUGCGCUGCCUGGGCCUCCCCACCCGCACCGUCACCAACUACAACUCGGCCCACGACACCGACACCUCCCUGACCACCGACAUCUACCUGGACGAGGCCAUGAGACCCCUGGAGCGCCUCAACACCGACUCCGUCUGGAACUUCCACGUGUGGAACGACUGUUGGAUGAAGAGGCCGGACCUGCCCGAGGGCUACGACGGGUGGCAGGUGGUGGAUGCCACCCCCCAGGAGACCAGCAGCGGGCUGUUCUGCUGCGGGCCGUGCUCCGUUAAGGCGGUGAAGAACGGCGACGUCUUCCUCAAGUACGACACGCCCUUCGUCUUCGCCGAGGUGAACAGCGACAAGGUGUACUGGCAGCGGCAGGCGCACGGCGGGUUCGCGGUGGUGCACGUGGAGGAAGGAGCCAUCGGCCGCAGGAUCAGCACCUUGGGGGCCACCGGCCACGCCAGAGUGGACAUCACUGACCAGUACAAACACCCCGAGGGCUCGGAGGAGGAACGCCGCGCCGUCUCUGCGGCCACGUCCCACGGCUCCCGUCCGCGCCAGCGUGGCCCGACCUCGGGCGGGGAGGUGACAAUGACCGUCGGGUCCGGUCCGGCGGUGGCCGGAGCCGAUCUGGAGCUUCGGGCGGUGCUGAAGAACGGCGGUUUGGAGCCUCGGACGCUGCGGCUGCGCUUCUCCCUCUGCGCCGUCCGCUACACCGGCGUGGCCGGAGCCGCCUUCCGGCAGGAGCAGCACCGCCGGACGCUGCCGCCGGGGCAGGAGGACACGGUGACGAUGACGGUGACCUACACCGAGUACCAGCCCCACGUUGGUGACCAGGACGCGCUGAAGUUGACGGUGGCGGCGGCGGUGCAGGAGAGCGGCCAAGUGUUGGCCAAGGAGCUGCUGGUGCGGCUGCACACGCCCGAGCUGACCCUGACGCUCCUGGGCCCUGCCGUGGUCGGCCGCCCCGUGUCGGUGCAGGUCGUGUUCCAGAACCCGCUCCCGGCGCCGCUGCCCUCGGCCUCGCUGCGCAUGGAGGGCGCCGGCAUCGCCUGCCCCAAGCCCCUGGCCCUGGGCUCCCUGGGGGCGGGGCAGACGCUCCGGCUCAGCCAAUCAGUGACGCCGCUCCGGGCCGGGCAGCGCCGCCUCGUGGCCACCUUGGAAAGCGCCGCCCUCCCCCCCCUGAGCGGCUGCGUCCAGUUCAGCGCCCAAACUGGGAGCACUGGGAGCACUGGGAGCCUUACUGGGGAUACUGGGAGGGAGGAGAAUCAUACUGGGAGCACUGGGAAUGGCGGCAGGCGGCUGCGCAGGAGGAGGGGGAGGCCCGGCGGGAGUACGGGGGGUUAA
Messenger RNA from Taeniopygia guttata (zebra finch), 2491 nucleotides. It is a transcript of the gene TGM1, whose product is annotated as transglutaminase 1. Gene Ontology annotation, biological process: peptide cross-linking. Gene Ontology annotation, molecular function: protein-glutamine gamma-glutamyltransferase activity. NCBI's taxonomy places the organism in Eukaryota, Metazoa, Chordata, Aves, Passeriformes, Estrildidae. The record is from RefSeq and is a predicted model, not a curated record.